Molecule: messenger RNA, 4468 nt
Organism: Myotis davidii
Lineage: Eukaryota; Metazoa; Chordata; Mammalia; Chiroptera; Vespertilionidae
Gene: TOM1L2
Product: target of myb1 like 2 membrane trafficking protein
Exons: 15
Coding region: 74-1564 (496 amino acids)
Biological process (GO): signal transduction
Cellular component (GO): endosome; membrane
Molecular function (GO): clathrin binding; phosphatidylinositol binding; ubiquitin binding
Source: RefSeq, a predicted model, not a curated record
AACCAGCUUUCUCUCUGACUUUACAGAAAAGGCCACAGAUGGCUCCCUGCAAAGCGAGGACUGGACAUUGAACAUGGAGAUCUGCGACAUCGUCAAUGAGACAGAGGAAGGGCCAAAGGAUGCCAUUCGAGCCCUGAAGAAGCGGCUGAACGGGAACCGGAACUACAGAGAAGUGAUGCUGGCAUUAACGGUGCUGGAGACCUGUGUGAAGAACUGCGGCCACCGCUUCCACGUCCUCGUGGCCAGCCGAGAUUUCAUCGACGGCGUUCUGGUCAGAAUCAUCUCUCCCAAGAACAACCCGCCCACCAUCGUGCAGGACAAGGUGCUGGCCUUGAUCCAGGCGUGGGCCGACGCCUUUCGAAGCAGUCCUGACCUCACGGGUGUUGUGCAUAUAUAUGAGGAGCUGAAGAGGAAAGGGGUCGAGUUUCCUAAUGCAGAUUUGGAUGCUCUGUCUCCCAUACACACACCGCAACGGAGUGUCCCUGAAGUGGAUCCCGCCGCCACCGUGCCCAGGUCCCAGGCGCAGCAGAGGACAAGUGCCGGCUCCUUUUCCUCGCCUCCUCCUCCUCCCUUCUCCGCGCCGCAGGCCCCGGCUCUGAGUGUGACCGGCCCCAUCACAGCCAAUGCAGAACAGAUCGCCAGGCUGCGGAGCGAACUGGACAUUGUUCGAGGAAACACAAAAGUCAUGUCUGAGAUGUUAACGGAAAUGGUUCCUGGGCAGGAAGAUUCAUCUGAUCUGGAGUUGCUACAGGAGCUGAACAGGACCUGCCGGGCCAUGCAGCAGCGCGUGGUGGAGCUCAUCUCGCACGUGUGCAACGAGGAGGUCACCGAGGAGCUGCUGCGCGUCAACGACGACCUCAACAACGUCUUCCUCAGAUACGAGAGGUUCGAGCGAUUCCGGUCCGGCCGCUUGGCCCAAAACGCCAGCAACGGGGUACUGAGUGAAGUGACCGAGGACAACUUAAUAGACCUGGGGCCGGGGUCUCCCGCCGUGGUGAGCCCCGUGGUGGGGAGCACAGCACCCCCACCUUCCCUCUCAUCCCAGCUUGCUGGCUUGGACCUGGGGGCAGAGAGCGUCAGCGGCACCCUGAGUGCGCUCCAGCAGUGCGCCCCUCCGGACAGCGCUGGCAUGUGCGCCCAGACCACAGGGAGCUCCUCAGCCGAACAGCGCAAGGCGGUAACCUGUGAGGACCCCCAGGCUGCCGGAGGACUCCACUCUGCCCUAGACAGUCGGAAACAGAUCUCCGAAGUGGAGAGAGUUAAAGGUGGGGACGCUGACCUGGAGCCCAUAGACAGCUGGCUCGUGACCCAAGGAAUGAUCCCCGUUGCACAGCCCUCUGUCAUGGACGACAUUGAGGUGUGGCUCAGGACCGACCUGAAGGGCGACGACCUGGAGGAGGGCGUCACGAGCGAAGAGUUUGAUAAAUUCCUUGAAGAAAGGGCCAGAGCUGCUGAAAUGGUUCCCAACCUGCCCUCGCCCCCAGCGGAGGCACCCAGCCCAGCUGCCAACCCCUCCAGCCAGAGGAAGCCCACGCGUUCCGAGGACGCCCUCUUCGCCCUGUGAGCUGGUCUGUGGGUUGGCUCCCAGAUGGCAGGUCACCUGUCUCCCCCCAUCCAGGCACCGGCCACUCCUCCCAUCCCCAGCCCCACUCAGUCCUCAGUCCUGCACUGCUGUCUCCAUGGAAAUGCCACUGUGUUUGCUCCCAGGCCUCCCGCUAGUCAGGACGGCCUCUCUGGGGAGGUGGGGCAGCUGCUGCUAGCGGGUCCCUAACCGCCCCCCACGCUCCCCUCACAGGUUCCCCCACCGUCUCCUCCGGGGGGGGGGGGGCAGCCUCGGGCAGUCAGUGCCCUGGGACUGGCUCCUGAGCAGACCUGGGGCUGUCCCCUCCGGUCACUUUCAUCACUCAGCAGCGAGCCUAGACCAUGGCGCCCACACAGCCCACACUCUGCUGGCCGGGGGGAGCCAAGGGUAUGGGGAGGGCAGCCCAGGCCGCUGGACAGUGGGCACUGGCACCUGCUUAGCUCCUGUGGAAUUGCACUCAUCUGCAGCCCCACUGUGCGCUUCCCUCCUGCAGUGCCCGUCUGGGGGGUGGCACGGGAGGUGUCACUCUGCUAGCUUGGGCAAGUUUGUGGGCGUGUGAGCAUGCCAUGCUUGGGGCUUUGGCCUGGCCUUGGCAGCCUCUGCCCUGCCUCCAGGACCCCACUCCAGGCCGCUGGGCCAGGCUUGCAGACCCAGAGCCUGCAGGGCCAGAGCAGCACCGAGGCUCCCACUAGCUCCUGGCACGGCCCCAGCCUCUCCACAGGCUGUUCUGACAUCCUGACCUCCCUCCCCAGACCCCAGCCACAAUGUGUAUUCUCUCCCAGCCAACCCAGCAGCUAACAGCCUGGGGCCGAGUCCUUGCUGGGUGUCUCCCGGCCCUGGGUGAGGCGCACAGAGCCUGACCCACGCUGAGCACGGAACUGCGGCGCCCGUGACCUCCGGGCGCAGGUCAGUGUCCCGCGCGCACUGCCCAGGUGCUCAGGUCAGACAUGGCCAGGCCACUAUGUGUCCCCAACCCAGAGCGGCAGCCUUUCCCGCCUGGGCUGCAGGUGGAGACGUGCUGCAGGCUCGGACCAGCCCGGGCCACGCUGAACACCCACAGGAACCUUCCUGGUGAGAAGUGAGGCGUGCCCCCCAGAGCCCAUGCCCAGUGUGGCGCCGCUGCAGCCUCCUCCAGAAAGAAGGCUUUGGGGCCAGGCCGGGCCGUCUGGCAGGACCAGCAGGGGACACCCAGGAAGCACUGGGAGCUUGGCCGCAGCUUCCAGCCCUGCAUCUCUGGCUGCACUCACCCCUGCACCCGGCGGUGGCACGAAGCUCUCCUUGUCCUGCGGGAGUGCUCCGAGGCCAGCCUGGAGGCCACACGCCGGAGUCCGCUGGCUGGUGGCAGUGAUGCCCAGCAGCCCCGCUGCGUCCUGGUCCGAGCUGGGACCUCGGGGCCACUCCUGCAGGAGCCACAGCACCACCCGUGUCCUCGGAGCAGAGCCAGCCUCCUGUCUUGCUGAGGGGCUGAGGGAGAGGAGGCUGCCGGCGAGGGGAGCAGAAGCACGCACCUGCACCUGCCUUGGGAGGCACAGCCCUCACACCGCGGGCCAGAGCGCCCCCUGCAGCGGGCAGCAGGUGCUGGGCUCCGGUGGGCAGCAGGUAGGCGCUGGCCCAGCAGAGCAGUCACCAGCCCCAGCCUGGAGACACUCCUCCCGCUCACACAGCAUGUCCAGGGCCGCCUGCCUACCUCGAGGCUGGAGUGGCCUCGCUCGAGGCCUCACAGGAAGCAGGAACAGGCCGGGCGCCUCGAGGGGCUGCUCAGCCCUCCUGCGCCCUCGCCCUCGCAGCUUCUGGACCCCUUCCUGGGGACCACAGCCCUCAGGCCCCUGCUUGGGGGCAGCGGGGGCCCUGGGAGAAGGCUGGCGGGGCCCCCCAGAGAGGGGAGAGGACCCUCGCAGCCACCAGCCCCACCAGGUCAGAGGUCAGACACUGCGUGCUCAGUUACACUAAGUUAUUCCUGGGAGUCCUUGUCAACACUAAUUAUACCUGGUUACAGGUUAAAAUAUUUAUUUUGUCACAAUGUUUCCCUGGGGUGUGUGGGACCUUUUCUGUGUUCGUUGUGCUGAGAUGUGAAGACCAGCCGCUCCCUCCGCCUGCCUCCGGCGGUGGGCAGCAGCCCGCGCGGCCCGGGUCCUGGCCCAUAGCAGAGGGGCCAGCACAGCAUGCCGGCGGGCAGGGCUUCGUAAAGAGCUGGUGCUGCCUGGGCCAGCCUCCCGACUGUCAGCCUCACUGUCGGUGAGGGCUGCCUGUCCGAGGCCUGCCUGGGCUCGCUGCCCUGCCCAGCCCUUCCUCACCCGGGGUCCCAGCCAGGGGCCCGGGGUGCGCAUGCUGUCACUCAGGUCCCCAGCUGGGAGGCCGGGGCAGGGCUCAGUCCACACUCCCGCUCCUCCUCUUCCUUCCUGCCGACACCCCCAGUUCGCCUCCACACACACAAUGCUUCUCACUCAGUCCAGCCCCGCCUUCCGGAAGGUUCCAGGAUGCUGUGGGCCCGCUAGGGAAAAGCGCUGCAGAGGGGCCGUGCUACCCCGGCCUCGGGCCACCCACCGUGAGCCUUGCCACCUCCCGCCAGGACUCGCUCCUCGCCAUUCACCCAGACAGGACCAGCCGGCAGAUGCCCAGUGCUGCCUGUCUCCCUGUGGCGCCACCGCGGUCCCCGGAGCCGCUGCUGCCCUGGCCUCUGGGCUGUCCUAGAGAAAGGGCCGGACAUUAACGCCUACAGUUCGCGCUCGUGUGUGAGGCUCGGGGUUGCGGGGACCGUGGGAAGAGGAGUGUGUGGUGUGGUCCUUCAUCCCAGGAGCCUGUGUGGGUCAGUGCCCAGCAGACUGGUCUGGAGGCGGGUCUUGCAUGUAAACUACCCCCAAUAAACAAACAGGUGGUUCCUGUGAA